Paramecium sonneborni is the source of this 1499-nucleotide messenger RNA. Lineage: Eukaryota; Ciliophora; Oligohymenophorea; Peniculida; Parameciidae. The record is from the annotation of a GenBank genome assembly.
AUUUCAUAAUUAUUAUACAAAUCAAAUGAAUGAUGGAGAUAAUAGCAAAACUUUAUCAAAAAAAUUAAAUCCAGGAACAGUUAUUGCAGGCAAAUAUAAAUUGUUGGAGAAAAUUGGUGCAGGAUCUUUUGGAAUGGUCUUUAAAACUUAAAAUCUAAAAAAUGGAGAAUUAAUUGCCACUAAAUUUGAGAAAAGAGAUGAAAGUUAAAAAGGUGUUAGUUUACUCAUUAGAGAAAUAAAAGUGUUAUAAGAUGUCAAAGGUUUGAAAGGUAUUAUUUUAUUAAUUUUAAAAGGUUUUCCAUAAUUAAAAUUCUAUGGUCGAGACGAUCAUUACAACUUUUUUAUGGAAUCUUAUUUAGGAAUGAAUUUAGAAUAAUUAAUGAGAAAAUGUAAUGGAAAAUUUAGCUAAAAUAGUGUAUUGAAGAUUGGAGUAUAAUUGUUAGAAAGAGUUUAGGGUAUUAAAAAAAUAAAAGAUAGCAUUUCAUGAAAAAAACUUAAUUCAUAGAGACAUUAAACCAGAAAAUUUUACAAUAGGUCUUCAAGAUUGUAGCCAAAUUUAUGUUAUUGAUUUUGGAUUAUCAAAAUAUUACAGAGAUAGUAAUGGAAAGCAUAUACCUUUUAUAAGUAACAAAGGAUUAAUAGGAACUGCCAGAUAUGCUAGUGUGAAUGCAUUAAUAGGUUUUAUAUAUAAUAGAUUUAGCUAAUAGGAAAUGAAUAAUCCAGAAGAGAUGAUAUUGAAUCAUUAGCAUAUAUACUCAUAUAUUUUUUUAUGGGUGAAUUGCCAUGGUAAAAUAUUUAAGUUGUUAGCAAAGAAGAUAAAUAUAAGAAAAUACUUUAAAUGAAAUAAAAUAAUUCUUUGGAUAAAUUAAAUGACUUAUUACCCAAGGUAUAUUACAUAUAAUUUAUUAAGUCUUUAGUAAAAAUGUUAAAAAUUUCAAAAUCAUAUGAAUUCUAAUAAACUCCAGAUUAUUAUGGUUUGAAAAAACUCUUAUAAGAUGAUAUAAUUGCGGAUACAAAAUUUGAUUGGGAAAAGAUUCCUGGUAUUUUUUCAGAUAAAGACAAUCUGAGUGUCUCCAUUGAUGUUUAAUCAAACACAAAUUAAUUUGAUGAUUUAAUUGAUAUUUAACCUGGUUUAUAGAAUUCUAUGUGUAAAGUAACACAAUAAGAAACUAAAUUUAUAAAUGGUAGAUUAGAUAAUAGUCGCAAAAAUAUAAUAUAUUUAGAAGUUCCCAAAAGAAAUUCUACAAUUCUUGAGGGAGCUUCUAGUCCAGUAGGAACAAUAGCUUCUUAUAAUACUUCUAAAAUGAAUCAUUAUGAAGGAUCAAAUAGAAAUCUUGCCUCUUAUAAAUAAUUUAUUGAUGUUCAAGUACAAUCUUUAGAAAAUGAUUAUGAUGAUGAUUGUAUACCAAAUUCAGAUGACUCACCUUGUUUAUAUGUUAGAAAUUUUAUAAUAGGAUCUAAAUACAAGGAUCAUCAUUGAUUUUUGUUUAUUGAUUGCC